This is a messenger RNA of Chiloscyllium plagiosum (whitespotted bambooshark), 1523 nucleotides long. Its product is annotated as protein tyrosine phosphatase type IVA 2-like. Gene Ontology annotation, biological process: protein dephosphorylation. The record is from RefSeq and is a predicted model, not a curated record. Lineage: Eukaryota; Metazoa; Chordata; Chondrichthyes; Orectolobiformes; Hemiscylliidae.
ACUCGGCGGCGGUUCGGGCUGCGCCGGGGGCCGCUGGUAGCCGCCAGACUUCCUGAGCGGUGAGAGAGUGUGCGCGAGGUGGCCGCUGUGCGAAUCGCUGCUCGGAAGUGCACGGCGCUCAGCAGUUUUCAAUGACUGGCCUGGUUACUAAAAUCAGUGGCAUUUCCGGUUGCUCAUUUAUGGAGUUUCUGAAGGGCAGCAGGGACUAUUGCCAGGCACAGCACGGCCGCCUCGCGGACAAGUGAACUCCAGGUCUCUCCCAUUUCAUCUGCUCCACGAGGAAAUCAUCUUAAAUGUAAAAGUGCCAACAGCAAACUGGGAUUCAUCUGGAUACUGGAUUUAAAAAUUGGAUAGUUUGAGAAGUAGAGGACGUUUGUUCUUUCAAUGACCUAGCCUGGAUGGGGUAAAUCUGCCUGUGUUUUGUGCAAUUGGAUGCUGUAAGAAGCACCAUUGCUCAGAGACACCAACCAAAACGUGCCAGUCUGAAUUGGAUUUCACAUCAACUGUGUUGAGUCCAGUUGUGUGAGUGGAAAUUUUAAAAGCACAAGUACGAACAGCGAAAAGGAUCACAAAGUGCUGCUUCAGAAUCUCCCUUUUUUUUUAAUACACUUUUUUUUUGACGUUGCAACCACAAUGAACCGCCCGGCCCCCGUAGAAAUCAUCUUCAACAGUAUGAGGUUUCUCAUCACACACAACCCAACCAAUGCUACCCUCAACAAGUUCACAGAGGAACUCAAAAAGUUUGGUGUUACCACACUGGUUCGAGUUUGUGAAGCCACCUAUGACAAGGCUCCUGUUGAAAAAGAAGGCAUUCAGGUUUUGGACUGGCCAUUUGAUGAUGGAGCCCCACCUCCUACUCAAAUUGUGGAUGACUGGUUGAACCUGUUGAGAGAGAGAUUCCAUGACGAACCUGGAUGUUGUAUUGCUGUUCACUGUGUGGCAGGAUUGGGGCGAGCUCCAGUGCUUGUUGCAUUAGCAUUGAUUGAAUCUGGAAUGAAGUAUGAAGAUGCUGUUCAGUUUAUAAGGCAGAAAAGACGUGGAGCUUUUAACUCAAAGCAACUACUUUACCUCGAGAAAUAUCGGCCAAAAUGGCGUUUGCGCUUCAAAGCUGCAAAUAGCACAAGCUGCUGCAUCCAGUAACAAUCUGUCUCUGGACUGUAGAUAUCUUGAUGACGCAAACACAGAAAAUUGAAUAUAUUCACAUUCGGUGAAGACAGGACCUUCAAUCUUGAAGUGAAUUUUUAAAAAAAGAAAUCUGUCUUUGUGGUGAAGGAAUUGUGUAUUUUUCAUAUGAUUGAUCUUAUCAGGGAAGUGUUGCAUCUUAAAAUGGUCUGUAUAGAAAGAAUUCACUACCUCUGUAAAAGGAGGUUAAGAUUAUGUCUGUGCAAAGUCCCACUGUCACCUCACUUUGUAGACCUCACUUGCAAUGCACAAAGACUUCUUAAGGUUAUGGUUCGAUGCAAUAGUUUAUCCCUUUGAUUGCAGCAGGUAGGCAAAAUAAAAGAUGGAAUCUGGCACUGUAA